Messenger RNA from Thunnus maccoyii (southern bluefin tuna), 2426 nucleotides. RefSeq names its product carbonic anhydrase (gene cahz). Bases 493 to 1275 code for a protein of 260 amino acids. The record is from RefSeq and is a predicted model, not a curated record. Gene Ontology annotation, molecular function: zinc ion binding; carbonate dehydratase activity. NCBI's taxonomy places the organism in Eukaryota, Metazoa, Chordata, Actinopteri, Scombriformes, Scombridae. Gene Ontology annotation, biological process: carbon dioxide transport. The transcript has 8 exons. Gene Ontology annotation, cellular component: cytoplasm.
AGGUCCUGUAGGGAGCAACACACAUGCACUUCCCAUGCAGCAUCCAGCUUUCAUAAAGCAGUCGACUAUGAACAGGAUAACCGAGAUCAAUGAAGGCUGGAAAGAGGUGAAAGGAAAAUGUCUACUUCAGGAUAUUGCGAUAAAAUCCUCACAGAUCCUGCACUGAUCCUGCAACACAGCUGACAGCAGCGCAGGGUGUUAGGAUGGAGAGGAUGGAUGUGUGCGGAUGAUGUGCUCGCAUCAGUGACUAAUCCAUCUCUGCUAGGAGAGGAGAGAUGCAGGGAUAAAAAAACGCCGUCGCAUCUCUUCAGUCUGCCUCUGAAUAUUAUCCCACGAAGAGAACAGAAGAGAAGAGAAGAGGACGGCAGGGAAACAGAGGAGAGGAGGUGGAGAGGUUCAGGAGCUGCACUAUUCUCCUGAGCGAUUGACCGACCCGCUGCAGGAACAAGCCAAACCCACCGGUGUGAGGGGUAGCGCACAGUGAGAGCAGCCAUGUCUCAUGGAUGGGGAUACGGACCAGCUAACGGACCUGACAAAUGGGGAGAUGAUUUUCCAGUAGCUAACGGGCCCAGACAGUCUCCCAUCAACAUUGUCCCUAAGGAAGCCCAGUAUGCCCCCUCUCUGAAGGCUCUGAAACUCAAGUAUGACCCCUCCAACUCCACGGGCAUUCUCAACAACGGACAUUCCUUCCAGGUGGAUUUUGUGGAUGAUGAAGACACUUCCACCCUGACUGGAGGUCCUAUUUCAGGAAGGUACCGUCUGAAGCAGUUUCAUUUCCACUGGGGAGCAAGUGAUGACAGAGGCUCCGAGCACACUGUCAACGGCAUCAAGUUCCCCUGUGAGCUUCAUCUGGUGCACUGGAACACCAAGUACCCCAGCUUCGGAGAGGCAGCCAGCCAGCCUGAUGGACUGGCUGUGGUUGGGGUCUUUCUUAAGAUUGGUGCUGCCAACCCCAGGCUGCAGAAAGUUCUGGAUGCCUUAAAUGAUAUUAAGACAAAGGGAAAGCAGACCACCUUUGCUAACUUUGACGCAAAGACGCUUCUUCCUGGCUGUCUGGAUUAUUGGACUUAUGAUGGCUCUCUGACCACACCACCUCUUUUGGAGAGUGUCACCUGGAUCGUCCUCAAGGAGCCAAUAAGUGUCAGCCCUGUGCAGAUGGCAAAGUUCCGCAGCCUUCUCUUCAGUGCAGAAGGAGAAGCUCCAUGCUGCAUGGUGGACAACUACCGGCCUCCUCAGCCUUUGAAGGGCCGUCAGGUCCGCGCAUCCUUCAAAUAAACCCUACCUCAUCUUCAUAGCUUCAUUCUCCCUUUGCUUUUCAUUCCCUCUCUCCAUACUCCCACUGUUCUCCACAUGCAAUCUUUACUUAGUUUAUAUAAGCCUUAUUGAUCAGUCCAUCUGCUUACACUUUCUAUAACAUAGACAGUCUGGAUGUAUCUUGAAUAAAAUCAUUUUAAAAGGGAUUUUAAGCUUUGACACUAUUGGGACAUAGAUUAUGUACUAAUAAAAUGUGCCACUCCUCCCAGCUAACACAGAUAACAAGGGACUGGUGAUGUACUGAAAUUGUCACAACUACUAACAGUCGUACAUGAAUUCUGGAUCCUGAUCUCUUGUUAUGCAUCUGAUUUUCUUUGGCCACUCUUUAACCAACAAUCUAAAAGAUUUUCUUAUUUAUAGUGCAGUGUUAUUUGUUAUUAGUGUUAUUAAGUGCUGUGUACCAGUUCAGCCAGAAUUAGAACUUUAAAUAUUUUAAAAGUAGAAGUUAUGUUUGUGUUAUUAUAUGGAUUUGGAAUAGAUAUAAGAAUUUAAUGAAAUAUGAGAAUUUCAAUCAACAGUAAUAUAUACCAGCCCAUCUAAGGUGGAUGUAAGCCAUUUAUUUAACUGAAAAAACUCCAUCUUUUUGAAAGUAUAAGUAAUAUAUUUUGCCUUGUUUGAAAAUGAGAGCCUUUAACAACUUCCUGAAGCUUCUUUCUAUACAUUUCAUUGUGUUGACUUGUGCUGAAGACAGCUGCUCAGAUUGUUCAUGCCAGUGUUUUUAUUGAUGCCUCAUUUUGUAAUUUUGAGACAACAUGAUAACAGCAAUGACAGAAUCUAGGUUUGGAUAUGACAUUUUUUCAGUGGUGACUUUAUUUGUGCACCGUGGCUGCCACCCUGAUGCUUCUAUGCAAAUAAAUUUUUAGACUCACCUCAUGAUGGUAAUGCUAAGGAAUGUAAUGUUGUGAAGGACAGUCCUACAUAGUAAUGGCUGAUAGUGCAGUCUUAGGCAAUGUCUACACUAAUGCAGAUGAUUAGAAAAUGCAGUGUGUUGGGUUUACAUCCAAUCGGGGUAAACAGAGCUUCUUCACUGACACAUCUGAAUUACUGUGGACCUGGCCUUAGACAACACAUUCUAUGAGUGGCCCUACAGUACAAAUGUCACUCCAUUUUUU